UCCUCCUCACCGUCUCCCUGUCUCUCUCUCCUUACCUCCAACGUCCAAUUUCUUUAUAGUUAUGGGGACUAUAGGGGAUGGGUCCCAUCCCUCCCUCCCCGACUCCCUCUUCCUCCUGUUUCCACGCACGCGCGCGGCGACCACCACCAUUAUUACCGCCACGCCGGGGCGCUGGGCGACCACCGGCGCCGCUGGAAUGGCCCCCCCGAUGGGCCGCCGCCUCCUCUCCUCGGCGUCCUUCGGGGAGGUGCGCUCGGAGGCCGACGGCUGCGAGCUCGACUGGCCCUUCGGGGGGCUCGACGCCGUCGACCGCGACGAGCUCCGCGAGACUGCCUACGAGAUCUUCUUCACCUCCUGCCGAUCCGCUCCCGGCUUCGCCGGCCGCUCCGCCCUGAACCUCUCCCCGGCCGACGAGGGGGCGGCGUCCAAGCCGGAGAAGGCGGCGCCUGGUGGAGGAGGGACCCAGAUGGUGGUCAAAAGCCGGAUCAAGCGCUCGCUGGGGCUCCGGACGAGGCGGGUGAGGGCCAUGACCCAGAUGGGCUCCGCGGCGGCAGGCGGAGGAGGAGGGGGGACCGCCUCGCCGGUCAAGGUCAAGCGCCCCAUGACGUCGGCCGAGAUCAUGCGCCAGCAAAUGGGCGUCACCGAGCAAAGCGACAAUCGCCUCCGGAAAACCCUGACGCGAAGCCUCGUCGGUCAGAUGAACAAAAAAGUGGAGACGAUCAUCCUUCCUCUGGAGCUCCUCCGCCAUCUCAAACCCUCGGAAUUCAAUGAUGCGCAUGAAUACCACCAGUGGCAGCGCCGGCAGCUCAAUAUCUUGGAAGCAGGCCUCCUCUCGCACCCCUCGGUGCCUCUGGACCAAAAGAAUGCCGCAGCAGUACGUCUCCGAGAGAUCGUCCGAUCGACCACGGUCAAGCCCGUCGACACGAGCAAGAACUCCGAGGCCAUGCGAGCCUUGAACAACUGCGUCGGCACCUUAGCUUGGCGCAAUCCUAAUAGUUCUCCCAUGGAAGCAUGCCAUUGGGCUGAUGGCUACCCCCUCAACAUUCACAUCUAUCUGUCCCUCCUCCGGUCCAUCUUCGAUCUCCGGGAUGAAACCGUGGUCUUGGACGAAGUCGACGAGCUCGUCGAGCUGAUGAAGAAGACGUGGACCACCUUGGGGAUCAAUAGGAUGAUCCACAAUGUGUGCCUCACUUGGGUCCUCUUCGAGCAGUACGUCAUGACCGGGCAAGUCGAACCGGACCUGAUAACUGCAACACUGGCGAUGCUGGUCGAGGUGGCCAAUGACGCAAAGAGGCCCGAUCGGGAGCCUGGCUAUGUCAGGGUCUUGUCUGCCGCAUUGGCUUCCAUGCAGGGAUGGGCGGAGAGGAAGCUUUUGGACUAUCACCAAGGGUUCGAGGAUGGUGCCGUGGGGAUGAUGGAGAAUGUGCUAUGCUUGGCUCUCUCCACCGCAAAGAUGAGAACCGAAGACAUUUCGUGCAAUGAAAGCUCACCGAUGCUGGUCGAGCGUCGCAAUAAAGCUCCCAAUAACUCAUUCUCAGGGAAUCGGGUUGAUCGCUACAUAAAGUCUUCUAUCAAGAACGCUUUUACUAGGAUAUUUGAGAAUGGCGAUGGGAGAGUCGACAGCAUGGUUGUAGAAGUAGAAGAGGAUCCGAGCGAGAUUCUGAUGCAGCUCAUCAGAGAAACUGAGAACUUGGCCAUGGUGGAGAAAGAGACCUACAGCCCCAUACUGAAGAAGUGGUAUCCAGUUCCAACCGCUGUUGCACUGGUGACCCUCCACAACUGCUUCGGCAUCGUGCUGAAGCAGUACAUCUCGAGGAUCACUGGCCUGACCAACGAGUUGGUUCGGGUCCUUCAGACCGCCACAAAACUAGAAAAGGUGUUGGUUCAGAUGGUUGUGGAGGACGCUGCGGAUUGCGAUGAUGGUGGGAAGGGGAUUAUCAAGGAGAUGGCUUCCUAUGAAGUGGAUACCAUUAUCUUGAAUCUUAUGAGGGCUUGGAUAGAUGAGAGGUUGAAGAUUGGGAAGCAGUGCGUUAGCAGAGCUAAAGAUAACGAGAAUUGGAACCCGAAGUCCAAGGCAGAGCCAUAUGCACAGUCUGCCGUUGAUUUGAUGAAGCUGGCGAAGGUGACUGUGGAUGAGUUCUUCGAGAUCCAAGUUGGGGCACGCGAUGAAUUGGUCCAGGUCCUUGCCGAUGGUUUGGAAGCCCUGGUCCAGGAGUACACUUCAUUCGUUGCUUCAUGUGGCACAAAGCAAACCUACGUGCCGGCGCUGCCCCCACUGACUCGAUGCAACCAGGACUCCAUGCUCCUCCAGUUGUGGAAGAAGGCCGCCGCCCCCUGCCAAGCCGGCAUGGACCCCUGCACCGUCCCCGUCAAGGCGGUUGGCGGCGGCGGCGGCGGCGGCGGCGGCGGCGGCGGCGGCGGCGGCGACCAACCCAACAAGCCCCGCUCGUCCACAAGCCGCGGCACCCAGCGGCUCUACGUCCGACUCAACACCCUCCACUACAUCCUCGCCCUCCUCCACUCCAUCGACAAGUCCCUCUCCUUCUUCUCCCGCGCCGGCCACUCCCCCUCACCCCGCAGAACUCCCCUCGGCAACCACCAGUGCCGACGCCGUAUCAUCGCCCCCACCCACUUCGACCUUGCCCGCACCGCCAUCCAUGCUGCCAUCCUCCAAGUCUCCGAGGUCGCCGCCUACCGCCUCAUCUUCGCCGACUCCGCCUCCUCCUUCUACAACUCGAUCUACGCCCACUCCGUCGCCGAAUCUCGCAUCCAGCCCACCCUCCGAGCGCUGAAACAAAACCUGAGCCUCCUCGUGGCCGUGCUCACCGACCGGGCGCAGCCGGGGGCCAUGCGAGAGGUCAUGAAGGCCUCCUUCGAGUGCUUCUUGACUGUUCUAUUAGCUGGCGGGCCUGCUCGUGCGUUCACGAGGUCAGACUACGAGAUGGUGGUGGAGGACUUCGGGAGCUUGAAACGGGUCUUCUGCUCGUCGGGGGAGGGCCUGGUGGCGGAGGAGGUGGUGGAGAAGGAGGCGGCACCGGUGGAGGGGGUGGUGGCACUCAUGGGGCUGCCGACGGAGCAGCUGGUGGAGGAUUUUAGCAUGAUGGCAUGCAAAGCGGGCGUGGGGGGCGCAGGAGGCCAAAGGAUACUGCCGAUGCCGCCGACUACUAGGAAAUGGAACCGCUCGGAUCCGAACACGGUGCUGAGGGUGCUGUGCCACCGGAACGACGAUGCGGCCAACCGCUUCUUGAAGAAGACGUUCCAGUUGCCCAAGAGGAGGUGAACAAAUAUAUGUCCAUGUUGUUGCACCAGCGCUGAUCCUUCCGGAGAUUGGUCUGUGGAUUCUCUGACUCCAGCUCGAAGCUAGAGCUAAUGGAUGUCUUUUCUGUGUAACGAAGUAGAAUGGAAGGAGGGAAAUGGGUUGAGGGUGCUUUGUCACGUUGGUGUUCCUCUGGGAUGCUUGAUCCUAAUUCGGUGAUACUCUUAUGAUCGGAUUUUUUUCUCUUUCAGCAAAAAGAAAAUGAAAGCGUAUAUUACAGAGCAAUGCUUUAAAA
Messenger RNA from Phoenix dactylifera (date palm), 3551 nucleotides. Its product is annotated as protein unc-13 homolog. Lineage: Eukaryota; Viridiplantae; Streptophyta; Magnoliopsida; Arecales; Arecaceae. The record is from RefSeq and is a predicted model, not a curated record.